UGUUUUUAUUUAUUUCUUUGUUUCAUGUGCAUAAAACAACAACAAUGGUGGAUAAUUGAAGAAGUGUGAAUAUUAGGAUGAGCGAAUGACAUUUCCUGUUACAGCUACCCGACCGAUAUCUCAAGUGAAUCAACAGGGGGAGGAUGAAGCGGCGCAAUGCGGACUGCAGCAAACUCCGACGGCCGUUAAAACGGAACCGAAUCACCGAGGGUAUAUAUAGCAGUACGUUCCUGUACCUGAAGUUCCUGGUAGUGUGGGUGUUAGUUCUGCUGGCCGACUUUGUGCUGGAGUUCAGGUUUGAGUACCUGUGGCCCUUCUGGCUAUUUAUCAGAAGUGUCUACGACUCCUUCAGAUAUCAGGGGCUGGCGUUUUCUGUUUUCUUCGUAUGUGUGGCGUUUACAUCAGACAUCAUAUGCCUCCUUUUCAUCCCCGUCCAAUGGCUGUUCUUUGCUGCCAGCACCUACGUAUGGGUCCAGUAUGUCUGGCACACAGAGAGAGGAGUCUGUCUACCUACUGUAUCGCUGUGGAUUCUGUUUGUGUACAUCGAAGCUGCCAUACGGUUCAAAGAUCUGAAGAACUUUCAUGUAGACCUGUGUCGCCCCUUCGCUGCUCACUGUAUCGGCUAUCCAGUGGUGACUCUAGGCUUUGGCUUCAAAAGCUACGUUAGCUACAAGAUGCGACUGAGAAAACAGAAGGAAGUGCAAAAGGAAAACGAGUUCUACAUGCAGCUUCUACAGCAGGCUUUACCGCCAGAGCAACAGAUGCUACAAAGACAAGAGAGGGAGGCUGAAGAGGCUGCCUUAGCUAAAGGGAUCUCGGAGGUAGAACCUACAGUAGUAUCCCAAAAUGGAGCACCUCCUGGAAAGAAAAGCACCUCAGUCCCAUUACCAGAACUGGAAUACCGGGAAAAAGGGAAGGACAGUACUGCAAAAGAGCGGGAAGGCAAAAAACAAAACACAAUUGGAAUCAAUAACAACAGUAUUAUACACGCACUGGACUCCAAACUACAGGAGGCAGAGUAUAUUGAGAACUACGCUGGGGCAAAGAGACUGAAUAACGACCUGGCAGGUGAAAACACACACGCCGAUACCAACACACACACUACUUCUAAAGAGGAAAUGGGGGGAACGACAAAGAACUUCAAAAAUGCCAGCGGAGGUGGGGGCAACAACAAUUCAUCUCCACGGAAUCACAGUUCUGCAAACGGCAGUGUGCCACCAGGCUCCUCAACCAAUAAGAAUGAGAAGAAGCAGAAGGGUACGGGGAAGGCCCAGAAGGAUCCGGUGGAGAACGGCAUCCCCAAUAACCAGCUGGGCAAGCCAGACGCUCUAGUGCGGCUGGAGCAGGAUGUGAAGCGUCUGAAGGCAGAUCUUCAGGCCAACAGGCAGUUGGAGUCAGAGCUGCGGAGUCAGCUUUCGUCUCUGAGCAGCCAAGACCGCAGCCUUCGCUCUGAGCUGGGCCAGCUGCGCCAGGACAAUGAGCUGCUGCAGAACAAGCUACACAGUGCCGUCCAGGCCAAGCAGAAGGAUAAGCAGGCCAUCUCCCAGCUGGAGAAGAGGCUAAAGGCUGAGCAGGAGGCAAGGGCUCUGGUUGAAAAACAGCUGGCUGAGGAGAGGAAGAGAAAGAAGAUGGAGGAGGCCACUGCUGCCAGAGCCGUAGCUUUAGCAGCUGCCACUAGGGUGGAGUCUACUGAUUCUCUGCGUGGUCGUAUCAGAGAGCUGGAGACCGAGUGUAAGAAGCUCAGCAUGGACAUGAAACUUAAGGAGGAACAGAUUCGGGAUCUGGAGGGCAAGUGUCAGGAGCUGCGCAAGUAUAAAGAGAAUGAGAAGGACACAGAGGUGUUGAUGUCAGCGCUGUCAGCCAUGCAGGAGAAGACCCAGCACCUGGAGAACAGCCUCAGCGCUGAGACCAGGAUCAAACUGGACCUUUUCUCUGCACUGGGGGAUGCCAAGAGGCAGCUAGAGAUAGCGCAAGGCCAGAUCCACCAGAGGGAGCAGGAGAUCGCGGAGCUGAAGCAGAAGAUAGCAGAGGUGAUGGCGGUGAUGCCCAGCUUGUCCUACUCGUCAGAUGGCAGCAACCUCAGCCCCGUCACCCCACACUACUCCUCCAAGUUCAUGGACAAUAGUCCCUCCUCCCUGGACCCCAACGCCUCAGUCUACCAGCCCCUUAAAAAGUGACUGUGACAUCAACACUUUUGUCAGACUGAACUUUUCUUUGUUUUUUUUGCUCUCAGUUCCGGUUUGGGUUGUUUUUGAGUUUACUAGCCCCUGACUUUUUUUUUGCACUCUAACAUACCACACAGUGCACACAACCCCUUCAUACGUAUAUGUAUUUGUUUGUCAUUUUCUUUCAUUUUGGUUCUAUUAUGAGAACUACUAUUUUGAGGGGGUUGUGUACAAUAGGAUUUCUUUUGUUUGUUGUUAGGAGUUUUGGGAUUUAGCCAUCAGACAGCGUGAUCUGUUUGAAGGGGGAGAAAGGAACACCGAACUGGUUGGCCAAAUGUCUACCGAAGAGCCAUCAUGCAUCGCUGUCAUGUCAGUCUUCUUUUGGUGUACAGUCUACACCCCCCCUCACAGCCAUGUUUUCUUGUGUAGUAAGCUGACACCCAAGGUUUUUAAUUUAAAGACAACAAUUGGCUUCUGAUGAUGGUUUAUAUGAGGCAUGUUUUUAGUUCAGAUGUGACUUAGAAGCUCACCUGUAAAGUAAUGCCCUGUGAGAGAUACAUGAAUGUAAUACUGUUCAUGUUUUGAUAUCAGCAUUAAUUUAAAUCAGUGAUUGUUUGUUUUGUAAUGUUUCAGUUCAGUUACAACAAUGUACAUUUCUUCUAAAAUAGUGAUAUUGAACAGAUAAACGUUUGCUGUGUUCCUCAGAUAUUCCAAUACAAUUUAGUCUCCUAAUGCUGGAAUAAUGGAUUCUCCAGGAUUAUCAGUAAGUGGAUGAAGCAGAUGUAGUUUUGUCCUUAAGAAUACUACUGCUAGAUUGGACCUGGCACUGCCAAAACGUUCCAUUGACGCUCACUCGUUUGCUGCAGACACCUUUCCUCUCCCUUCUGGACCAAAUUAGAACCUGUUAGGCCAUAUUGUUCACCGGAUUUAAUGAUGUCGAGGUAACUGGUCGUUACCAUUAUUUGCAGAUUUUUACAGUGCCUUGCAGUUUCUCUUUUUAAGAUGCAGAAACCACAUACUUUGCAAAUCCUGGGAUCUAAAAGUAUCAGCUUCAAAACUGUUGCUCUCUCUCAAGCUCUGGUUUUAGUUUGUACGAGGUAAAGAUCUCUCACAAGUCAGUAUUCAAAGACUUAAACAAUUAAGUGUCACAUCAGACACAUUCAAUCUUGUUGCAGCUAAUUGACCACGUUAUUGCAGGCUUAAAGGGAAAACUUAACACUGGACAUGGUACAAGUCAUUUCAUAGUGGCACAGUCUUGGUAUGCCAAACACCAACCAAACUGAUUGUCUAUUAUCAUGCCGUCUAGCUGGCAUUUUGUUGUUUACAAUGAUGUACAUUAACUUACUGAGGAAUGUUUUCUUUGUUCAUUUCAUUUCAGUUCUUAAGUGCCAAGUGUUGAUGUUCAGUUUCCAUCCAUACUUUGAUCGAUGUAGCUAGCGUAAUGUUUACGGAAGAGUGCUGUUAUUUUUUUGUCAUUAGAACAUAUUCAGAUGGUGUUGUGUUUACAAGGGUCUGGGCUGAUCAUGACGAAGCAGUUGGACUGAUUGUGUUAUUUACACAUUUAUUUAUUUGAUACAGACUUUUAUUGAGUGGCACUUCUUUGAUAUCUCCCAUCAUGUUCAAUUGGUUUCUGAUAUUUUCUACCAGGAAGGAUUCUGUGAAUGUGCUGUGUUGGGAAAAGGUUACCCCUGAACCAUUUGACCAUGUUGUGCUGUCAUGUCGCCUACCUGAAAAAAAAAAAAAAAGUAUUGUUUGUGGAUCGCUCUGGCGUUGUGAAAUCAGUUCUCAAGUUGCUUUUACAAGUUUGUGUAGAAGGAAGAGAAGGUUUAAAAAAAAAGUGCUUUGUUUUAUCUUUUCAUUGUUCCACCAUGUUUAUUUUCUUUACUCAAAGUGAUGGUGGCAGUGUCACACUUCUCACUUUGAUCAUCACUAUUAAAGAAAGUCUUGCUGGUGGCAAUGCAAGCUGUUGACUCU
Amphiprion ocellaris (clown anemonefish) is the source of this 4139-nucleotide messenger RNA. It is a transcript of the gene maco1a, whose product is annotated as macoilin 1a. Gene Ontology annotation, cellular component: rough endoplasmic reticulum membrane. Gene Ontology annotation, biological process: neuronal signal transduction. Lineage: Eukaryota; Metazoa; Chordata; Actinopteri; Pomacentridae. The transcript has 11 exons. The record is from RefSeq and is a predicted model, not a curated record. Bases 144 to 2177 code for a protein of 677 amino acids.